Messenger RNA from Closterium sp. NIES-65, 621 nucleotides. The record is from the annotation of a GenBank genome assembly. Lineage: Eukaryota; Viridiplantae; Streptophyta; Zygnematophyceae; Desmidiales; Closteriaceae.
AUGCAGGAGCUGCAUCUGGCCACGCCAGGAGCAGAAGUAGCAGUAGAAAGAGCAGCAGCAGUAAGAGCAGCAGUAACAGCAAGCUCCUCGGCACCUGCAGUGGCGGCUGCUCCAGGGGCGGCUGCUGCACUGGCGGUUGCUCCAGGGGCGGCUGUUGCAGUGGCGGCUGCUCCAGGGGCGGCUGCUGCAGUGGCGGCUGCUCCAGGGGCGACUGCUGCAGUGGCGGCUUCUCCAGGGGCGGCUGCUGCAGUGGCGGCUGCUCCACGGGCGGCUGCUGCAGUGGCGGCUGCUCCAGGGGCGGCUGCUGCAGUGGCGGCUUCUCCAGGGGCGGCUGCUGCAGUGGCGGCUGCUCCACGGGCGGCUGCUGCAGUGGCGGCUGCUCCAGGGGCGGCUGCUGCAGUGGCGGCUGCUCCAGGGGCGGUUGCUGCAGUGGCGGCUGCUCCAGGGGCGGCUGCUGCAGUGGCGGCUGCUCCAGGGGCGGCUGCUGCAGUAGCGGCUGCAGUGGCGGCUGCUCCAGGGGCGGCUGCUGCUGCUGGGCGGCUCGGCUGCCCGCUAGGGGCGGCGACGGGGCCGGGUAGGGGCGGCGACGGGGCCGCUAGGGGCGGCGACGGGGCCGCGUAG